UAACUUAUUGCGCCACGCGAAUUCUCAACUCCUCCGAUACAGAGAUCGACCUCCUCCUGCAAGAAACAGCUAGGUAGAGGAGGAAGGAGGAGGGAGUUCGAUCAGGAACAGGAAGCAGCCGGCAGCUAUGGCGGUGGGCAGGAGUAGGAGGACGGGGCUCGCUCUACCGGUGCUCGCGGCGGCGGCGGUGCUGGUGCUCGUGGCGGCGGCGACCGGCGCGGAGGCGCGGCCCUUGGGCGUCGGCGGCGACGGGUGGGCGGCCGCGGGAGCCGGGCCGCUGCCGGGCGGCGGCGUGUUCGUCGUCGAGACGCUCCGGCGGCUCUACCUGCAGCAGCUCGGAGGCCCGGGGUCGUCGUGCGAGACCAACAGCCCCAACAACGGAUGCCCUCCGUAGGACCGUACCGUGGCCGACGACGGCGGCGGCGCACGCAUCUGAUGGGUCGGCCGCCAUGCGCCCGCGCGCGUGCUCAUCUCGCUUCGCAAGAUCGGAUGGUGAUGAACCUCUCGCCGCGUGCCGAUCGGGCUUGUGCGUGGAGGAUUGUCGUGGCCAGAGAUAGACGCGCGCGAUCGAUGGACAAGGAGGCAUGCAUGGAGAUCGAUGGAGCUCUCGACGAUGGCUAGCUCAAUCCAAUGGUUGAUUCGUUGAUUGAUUGAUUGGUUUUUUUGAUACUAGCUAGCUUUUUUUGCCCAAAUGGCCACGCGUAUGUUUUGAGUACGACGGACGGUUGGUGCCAAUUUGUACAUAAAACAUAUACAUGCAUGCUUGAAUAAUAUAUAUGCAAGUAGAAAUGUAAAUUUGUUGCUUUUUCUUAAUGAAUAACAUGAGAUGGUUUUGCUUCUU
Molecule: messenger RNA, 841 nt
Organism: Panicum virgatum (switchgrass)
Lineage: Eukaryota; Viridiplantae; Streptophyta; Magnoliopsida; Poales; Poaceae
Exons: 1
Coding region: 128-394 (88 amino acids)
Source: RefSeq, a predicted model, not a curated record